Heteronotia binoei (common prickly gecko) is the source of this 2172-nucleotide messenger RNA. It is a transcript of the gene WDR46, whose product is annotated as WD repeat domain 46. The transcript is spliced from 16 exons. Gene Ontology annotation, molecular function: protein binding. The record is from RefSeq and is a predicted model, not a curated record. Gene Ontology annotation, cellular component: 90S preribosome; nucleolus; small-subunit processome. The coding region runs from base 1 to 1890 and encodes 629 amino acids. NCBI's taxonomy places the organism in Eukaryota, Metazoa, Chordata, Lepidosauria, Squamata, Gekkonidae. Gene Ontology annotation, biological process: maturation of SSU-rRNA from tricistronic rRNA transcript (SSU-rRNA, 5.8S rRNA, LSU-rRNA).
AUGGCCGCUGCCCUCGGCAGCCCCGCGGGCCCCUGGGCGGCUUCACUUCCGGGGCGGGCGCUGAGGGGAGGAGAGGGCGCGCUCGGAUUGGGCGGCGCGGGGAAGACCCGGAAGUGGCGGCGGGGGGACUCCACGUGGGCGCUGCUGGGGCCAGAGGGGGGAGCCAUGGCGGGGGGAGCCUCCAAAAAGAAGAAGAAGCCCCAGCGAUACUGGGAGGAGGACGUCAGCCAGCCGGAACCCCCAAAGUGGGCAGAUCCCUUGAGCACCAAGAAGCCCCGUCAGGAUGGGGGCCACAUGGAGAAGCCCUCGGAGCCUGGGGGCACGGAACGGAUUUCAGGGAAGGUGGACCCGUUUCCCGGACCGGCCAUCGUUUCCCCCGAGCGAGUGGCCAAGUUCCAGCGAGGGACCAAGCCCCAGAGGAAGGCAUCUAGCAAGCGGCUCCAGUCGCAGCUGGCCCUGCAGGAGGAGAAGGCCGAGGCGGCAGCCAAGCAAGCGGCUCGGAUGGACCUACUGCUCCUGGAGGAGCCUGGCUUCCUGGAGGGCGAGGAGGGCGAAGACACCUGCACCAUCAGUCAGGCGGACAUCGCAGACGCCGUGGACCUGGCCGCCAGUGCCAAGCGCUUCGAGCUGAGGCUGGAGCAGUUUGGGCCCUACAGGGUGAGCUACACGCGCAACGGCCGGCACCUGCUGCUGGGCGGACGGCGGGGCCAUGUGGCGGCUCUGGACUGGCACACGAAGGCCCUGAUGUGCGAGAUCAACGUCAUGGAGAGCCUCACGGACCUGGCGUGGCUGCACACGGAGACCAUGUUUGCGGUGGCCCAGCGUCAGUGGCUGUACGUCUACGACAACCAGGGGGUGGAGCUCAACUGCCUGAAGCGCUUCCACAGAAUCCAGCAGAUGGAGUUCCUCCCUUACCACUUCCUGCUGGCCACGGCGAGCGAGACGGGCUUCCUCCAGUAUUUGGACAUCUCCGUGGGCAAGGAGGUGGCCACCAUCUGCACCAAGGGGGGGCGGCUGGGAGUCAUGAGCCAGAACCCCUCCAACGCCAUCGUCCACCUGGGGCACAGCAAUGGCACAGUGACCUUGUGGAGCCCCAGCAUUAAGGAGCCCCUGGUGCGAAUGCUGUGCCACCGCGGGGCCGUGAGGGCUCUUGCUGUUGACGGCUCCGGGACGUACAUGGCCACCUCAGGCCUGGACCGGAAGCUCCACAUCUACGACCUGCGGGCCUACCGGCGCCUCCACUCCCUGCUGCUGCCCACGGGGGCCGGCCACCUGGACUUCAGCCAGAGGGGUCUGCUGGGAGCUGCCUGUCAGGAGGUGGUCCAGGUGCAUAAGGACAUCUUGGUCUGCCCCUCCCCGAAGCCGUACCUCUGCCACGCCCUCCCCCGCCCCGCCCACGGCCUGCGCUUCUGCCCCUUUGAGGACGUGCUGGGGGUCGGCCACGGAGAAGGUUUUGCCAGCCUCCUGGUGCCAGGAGCCGGAGAGCCCAACUUCGAUGCCCUGGAGAGCAACCCCUUCCGGAGCCGGAAGCAACGCCAGGAGUGGGAGGUCAAGGCCUUGCUGGAGAAGAUCCCAUCGGAGCUCAUCUCGCUGGAUUCCACGCAGCUGGGCACAGUGGAUGCCAUCUCCCUCCAGCAGCAGCGGCAGGAGCGGGUGGCCAGGCUGGGCUACGACCCCGAAGCCAAGGAAAAGUUCUCCCCCCGCCGGCGGCUGAAGGGGAAGGACUCGGCCGGGGGCCGGUUGAAGCGCAAACAGAAGGUAGCGGCCGAGGAGCAGCGGGUGGCCAUUCGGAAGAGCCUGGCGGAGAAGGAUCGGGCCCGCAAAGGGGAGGCCCUGCGAGAGGGGAUCCCUGCCUCUCCGCGCUCAGCGUUGGAUCGCUUCCGGAAGUAGGCGCCCACUCAGGAGGAGGAGAGGCUGCCCCAGUGGGGGCGAAGGGGGCCUCCGGUGCCCAUCGGGUGUGGCAGGAGCAGAGGGGGCCCUUUUUGCUGGGGGCCCCUGGGCGUUGGGCUCUCGGCCGUCCCGGCUGCUGUUCAUGUUCCACUUCUGGGCCGGGACCUCUGAUGCCCCCUGGCGUCACAAAAGGGAGGGCUGUGCUUCUGGGCCUGGCACGUGGACUUGUGUGGGGAGGCCCCCCAAGGAAGGACCUUUGUGAUAAAGCACCUUUACAGAGUU